UUAGCUGCCAGCCCUGGCCCAUCAUGUAGCUGCAGCACAGCCUUCCCCAACGUUGCAACUGGGAGAAAAAUCACUUUCCAGUCUGUUUUGCAAGGUGUGCAUUUCCACCUUGAUUCUCUGAAAGUCCAUCUGCUGCAUCGGUCAAGAGAAACUCCACUUGCAUGAAGAUUGCACGCCUGCAGCUUGCAUCUUUGUUGCAAAACUAGCUACAGAAGAGAAGCAAGGCAAAGUCUUUUGUGCUCCCCUCCCCCAUCAAAGGAAAGGGGAAAAUGUCUCAGUCGAAAGGCAAGAAGCGAAAUCCUGGCCUUAAAAUUCCAAAAGAAGCAUUUGAACAACCUCAGACCAGUUCCACGCCACCUCGAGAUUUAGACUCUAAGGCUUGCAUUUCUAUUGGAAAUCAGAACUUUGAGGUGAAAGCUGAUGACCUGGAGCCUAUAAUGGAACUGGGACGAGGUGCGUACGGGGUGGUGGAGAAGAUGCGGCACGUGCCCAGCGGGCAGAUCAUGGCGGUGAAGCGGAUCCGGGCCACUGUAAAUAGCCAGGAGCAGAAAAGGCUGCUGAUGGAUUUGGACGUUUCCAUGAGGACCGUGGACUGUCCAUUUACCGUCACCUUUUACGGAGCACUCUUCCGGGAGGGUGAUGUGUGGAUCUGCAUGGAACUCAUGGACACGUCGCUAGAUAAGUUCUACAAACAAGUUAUUGAUAAAGGCCAAACAAUUCCAGAGGACAUCUUAGGGAAGAUAGCAGUUUCUAUUGUAAAAGCCUUAGAACAUUUACACAGUAAGCUCUCUGUCAUUCAUCGAGACGUCAAGCCUUCUAACGUGCUGAUUAAUGCCCUGGGCCAAGUGAAGAUGUGUGACUUCGGCAUCAGCGGCUACCUGGUGGACUCUGUUGCUAAAACAAUCGAUGCGGGUUGCAAACCAUACAUGGCCCCUGAAAGAAUAAACCCAGAGCUCAACCAGAAGGGAUACAGCGUGAAGUCUGACAUUUGGAGUCUGGGCAUCACCAUGAUCGAGCUGGCCAUCCUCCGGUUUCCUUACGAUUCCUGGGGGACUCCUUUUCAGCAGCUCAAACAGGUGGUGGAGGAGCCGUCGCCACAGCUCCCUGCAGACAAGUUCUCCGCAGAGUUCGUUGAUUUUACCUCACAGUGCUUGAAGAAGAAUUCCAAAGAGCGGCCUACAUAUCCAGAGCUUAUGCAACAUCCAUUUUUCACCCUACAUGAAUCCAAAGCAACAGAUGUGGCAUCUUUUGUGAAACUGAUUCUUGGAGACUAGAAAGCAAUGGACUUAACUCUGUCGACCCUACUGUGGAUUGGUGGGUUUAUGGGAUGAAGCACGUUCACUACAGCGCCAAUAGAGAGUCAUCUUCGAGAUUUUACUCUGCCUCUCCAAGGGUUUUCUCUCCCUGUUUUCUUUUCUUUUUCCCCUCCUAAGGGGGCCUUGGAAUCUAUAGUUUUUAGAAUGAACUUUCUAGAUGGAUGAAAUAUGAUAAAGGCUUAGGACUUGAAAAGGUGAUUAAAUAUUUAAUGAUGUGUCAUAUGAGUCCUUAAGCUUCUCAGAUUUCUCUUGAUCUUUAUGAAAUGAAUGCAUUGUCCCUGGUAAUAAGGUGCUACAGUAGUGAUGGAACUGUAAGUAGAUUUGUAGUUUGUCCCAUUUAUUAUUUUAAUAUUUAUGUUUAAGUGCUUGGUUGGAAAGAUCCCACUUUACGCAAGAAGGGAGAUACAGAAGACAAGGUUGGGUUGGCAAUAUUUAUGGGGCUUUUAUUUUUUGAGUUCAAUCGUGUCUAUGUUCCAGAAGAAAUUAUUUAAUAUGCAUCUUUAAGGAUAUUGUAAAAAAAAAAAAAAUCUCAAAAAGGAGCUGUUCCUGUGAAAUGUCUUUUCCUCUCUCCCAAACUUCAACUCCACCUUGGGUAAUGACAGUGUGUUUUAAGUGAGGUGUUGAGGUAUCCUGCUCUUUUUCCAAGUUUGGAAAACAUGAAAAUCACUUUUAUCACAGCUCAAAGAAAAAAAUUUGAUUCUCUUGACAUUUGUGGUAUAGCAUCAGUGGAAAGUGAUUUGUGAUGUGAUUUUAUAUCUACCCGUAUAUCCAUCUGUGUGUGUGUGUGUGUGUGUGUGUUUGUGUUUGUGUGUGUAUGUGUGCGCAUGCACUUGGUAAGUCAGCUUCCACCAAGGCGCCUUUGUGAACAUCCGUGUUUUGUAAGAAGGACACUUAUUGGUCAUGAGGGGAGAUACUGCAGACUGCAGAGAGAAUCUGUGCCUUCUUCUGCUUUUGUUCCUCUUGCUGUGGAGACGUCCUGAGGACUAUCUUUGUAAUCAGUGUACUCUUGCUUUUUUCCAUUUGUUUGUUUCCUUGUUCAAUGAAGAAGCCUUACUAUUAGUGGAAGGGCUGCAACUGUAGAAAAUUAAAGGCAGUCAGUAGUUCCAUGAUAAAAUGAACAGGUAGUGGAAGGUUGAAUCAGUUUCUAGGAAUAGACUGCCCAGUUUCCGUGCAUUGUUCUUCAGCAUGCAGUAGCAAGCUCCACCCUGAAUUCCAAGCAGGUUGACUUAGCAAAAAAGAGUUCUUUAUCAUGGCUAAAGACAUCUCCAGGUUCUCUGAUAUGGGGCUCUGGGUUCCUCAAGGACCAAGGAUUGGAGUGAUUGACAGAGAAAAUAUAGACCUGUACUACAUACUAGGAACCAUUGCUUCUGGACACUGUGCUUGUACAAAGUGACUCUUGGAAUACAAAGACAAAGGAUGUUGAUUAAAAAAAAAAAAAAAGGAAGAAACGAAGGAAGAAAACUACUGUUUCUUUCCUUGUCUCAAGUUCUCCAAUAUGGAGAGAAUUGCUCCUUCAAAGCCUCCUUCCCCUUUCAGAUUUUGAAGUGCAAUAGGAUCUUAUCUGUUUGUAUUUUCCCCUCUUGUUCUUGACCUCUUGCUCAUGGCGGUUGCUCAGAGUGAGUAGGACAUUUCCAUUCGCUUCUUCAUAUUCUCUUCUGGAAGAUAUCUGUUUGAUUCAACAUCGGCUUCAUCUGCUUUAUCUGCUUCGAAACUGCCUCUGCCCUCUUUCUUUUGUUUCUAGACAGAAAAGGUGUGUUAUCCUUGUGAUUGUAGCUCUUCAAUUUCUCACCCACCUUUCUAAGGCAGUCAGUAGUUCCAUGACCAAUGAACAGGUCAUGGAAGGUUGAAUCAGUUCCUAGGAUUAGACCAAUAGUUCCUGGAAGUUCCUCUUUGAGACUCAGAGAAAAAUCACAACUACUGUAUUCUUGCUUUAUCCACCCCUCUUAUGAAAAGUAGUAGGAAAAUCAUCUGGGUCACUCCAUCAUAACUUUCUUUUUUUGGGAUGGUGGUAUUGGACAUUGAACCCAGGGAUACUUUACCACAGAGCCAAACCCCCAUUCCUUUUUCUUUUCUCUUUUGAGACAGGGUCUUGCUAAGUUGCUGAGGCCAAUCUCCAUCUUGCAGUCCUCCUGCCUCAGCCUCCCUGGUUGCUGGGAUUACAGGUGUUGUAUCUACCAUGUCUGGCUUCAUUGUAGCUUUUGGUAAAAUGUAUAAAGCAAAUCAUCUCCCUGGCCUGAGUCAGGUUACUCCUGCCGGCUUGUCUCCUUUGAAGCAUUCUUAACAAAGAAUAUGUUUCUCAUUUGUAUGCCUCUCUAAUCUGUGAGCCCAGGGCUGGAACUUCCAAAAUGGUUCUAGUUUAGUGGAGAAGUUGCUCUGUGGUUCUCAACCCCGGUGCACUUUGGAGCUAUGGAGGAGCUUGUACACACUGGCAAUGCCAAAGUCCCCCAGCCACCAGAGACCUAGAUUUAAUUGGUCCAGGGUGGGGCCUGGGGAUCGGUACUGUUUUCAAGUCCUUAUGUGAUUCCGAAGUGCAGCAGGGUUGGGAACGUCGGACUAGUACCUUUUAGGGAGAGAACUGACUUAAAAUUACCUUCUCUUAACGUUUGCAGAGAAUUACAAGCGAUUGUAAAGAGGAACAAGAAUUGCCGUUUCUUUUUCUAUCCUCAUCAGUGGGAAUAUCCUUGUCACCGUCCAGGAAGGCAUGUUCCUGGGAUACUGUUUUGAAAUUUGAAAUACCUUUUCCCCAGAGAAGCAGUAUGCUAGGUGAGGGUGAUUAGGUAACUCAUGUACUAAGGUACAAUGGCUUGAUAGCCUUAGGAGUCUAAAUUUUAGAACAUGGUUUUAUUUCUGAAGAACCAUGUGUAAAUUCUAAACAACUAACUUAAAAAACAAAAAACAAAACAAAACAAGAAAAAAAAAACAAGACA
This is a messenger RNA of Sciurus carolinensis (gray squirrel), 4243 nucleotides long. RefSeq names its product mitogen-activated protein kinase kinase 6 (gene Map2k6). The record is from RefSeq and is a predicted model, not a curated record. Gene Ontology annotation, biological process: protein phosphorylation; MAPK cascade. Bases 270 to 1274 code for a protein of 334 amino acids. Lineage: Eukaryota; Metazoa; Chordata; Mammalia; Rodentia; Sciuridae. The transcript is spliced from 12 exons. Gene Ontology annotation, molecular function: ATP binding; MAP kinase kinase activity.